GCUGCUGCGCCGUACUUCCGGUCUGCGUGAGGCGGGUGCCCUGUCGUUAGGGGGGCUCCAGCGCGGAGGGGAGGGAGCUGAGGCGCCGGCGGUCGGGCAGGCAGCUGGGCCCCCCCCCGCUUUGGGGAGGCUCCUCCUCAGGGCGAGGUAGAUGCCAGUUUGCAAUGGGUCUUAAAACCAUCUGGAAGGACUACAAAGUUCUGAUUGUUAUGGGAACUAGCCUUGGGCUGGUGCACUGGGGGUGGUUUCACUUGAAGUCCAGUCCUAUUUUCCAAGUGAAGACAGAGGAAUUUGUUCCAGAACCUGGGAUUGUGGCAUACGUGAUGCAAAGGGAUCACAAAAAUAAAGAAAAAUAG
Molecule: messenger RNA, 356 nt
Organism: Chroicocephalus ridibundus (black-headed gull)
Lineage: Eukaryota; Metazoa; Chordata; Aves; Charadriiformes; Laridae
Exons: 2
Coding region: 165-356 (63 amino acids)
Source: RefSeq, a predicted model, not a curated record